Messenger RNA from Dama dama (fallow deer), 1144 nucleotides. Its product is annotated as cytochrome c oxidase assembly protein COX11, mitochondrial. Gene Ontology annotation, cellular component: mitochondrial inner membrane. NCBI's taxonomy places the organism in Eukaryota, Metazoa, Chordata, Mammalia, Artiodactyla, Cervidae. The record is from RefSeq and is a predicted model, not a curated record. The transcript has 4 exons. Bases 63 to 911 code for a protein of 282 amino acids. Gene Ontology annotation, molecular function: copper ion binding.
CGAGGAGGCCUCGCGAGAGCCGGCCCCCUGCCCCUGACAGGCGGGCGCGCUUUCUGGGCGUCAUGGGAGGGCUCUGGCGUCCGGCUUGGAGACGCGUUGUUUUCUGCGGGUGGCCUUGGAGCCACCUUGGGCGCCCAACCCGGGCUGCCGAGAGGACAGAGCCGUGUCUCAGGCCGGGGAGGAGCGGACCGGCGGGUACUGAGCAGGGGCUGAGGCGGCUCGGGACAUGGAGGCGCCCGAGCCCGGCGGAGCAGCCGCUUCGGCGGCCGAAGAGCACGAACCCCUAUACGCGCUCGCAGGAGGAGGACUGGCGGCGGCGGAACAAGACGGUCCUCACCUACGUGGCCGCGGCGGCGGUGGGCAUGCUGGGCGCGUCCUACGCCGCCGUGCCCCUUUACCGGCUCUACUGCCAGACUACUGGACUUGGAGGAUCAGCAGUAGCAGGUCAUGCAUCAGACCAGAUUGAAAACAUGGUACCUGUUAAGGAUCGCAUCAUUAAAAUCACCUUUAAUGCAGAUGUGCAUGCAAGUCUCCAGUGGAACUUUAGACCUCAGCAAACAGAAAUAUAUGUAGUGCCAGGAGAGACAGCACUGGCAUUUUAUAAAGCUAAGAAUCCUACUGACAAACCAGUAAUCGGAAUUUCUACAUACAAUGUUGUACCAUUUGAAGCUGGACAGUACUUCAAUAAAAUACAGUGCUUCUGCUUUGAAGAACAAAGGCUUAAUCCACAAGAAGAAGUAGAUAUGCCAGUAUUUUUCUACAUUGAUCCUGAAUUUGCUGAAGAUCCAAGAAUGGUGAAUGUUGAUCUCAUCACUCUUUCUUACACUUUUUUUGAAGCAAAGGAGGGGCAUAAGUUGCCACUCCCAGGCUAUAAUUCAAAUCACCAAUUAAGUCCUCCUUCAAAUUUGUGAUUUUUAAAAAAUCAUAUACCUUGUCGUCUCAGAGAAGUAUUUAAAAUAAUAUAAAGCCUUCUGUUUUAAAUGUUAUGUACUGAUGGUUCUUUUCUUCCCAAGUCAUUUAUCCUACUUAGAAUGUAUGAGUUCAAAACCAUGUAUGUUGGCAGAAAUUUGAUGGUUCAGCUCCCCUUGUAGGUUAUCAGCACUUCGUACAUGUAGCAAUAAACUUUUUAUUAUUAUUUCUCAAA